CCUGUCAGGAAUUGGCCAAUCAGGGGUCUCCAUUCCGGACGGCGCUGUGCCUUGCUGUGCGCUAAGCUAAUUUUCUGGCAGAAAGCUAAAAACAAACCUCAUAAACCGACCGCACCUUCUGGUUUCCUGCUCCGAACAUCUCCAGGAGGAUCAGGGUCGGACUUUAGUCCAGAACCGAACCAUGGUUGGUGUUAAAGUGAUCAGCAGCGACCCGGACUUCCAGCCGGAGUUAGCGGCCGCCGGCUCCAGGCUAGCCGUGGUGAAGUUCACAAUGGCCGGCUGUCGGCCCUGCAUCAGAAUAGCUCCAGCUUUCAACAUGUUCAGCAACAAAUAUCCUCAGGUGGUCUUCCUGGAGGUGGACGUUCAUGUCUGCCAGGGAACCGCGGCGGCCAACAACAUCUCAGCGACGCCCAGCUUCCUGUUCUUCAGGAACCGGGUUCGGGUGGAUCAGUAUCAGGGAGCAGACGCCGCGGGCCUGGAGGAGAAGAUCAAACAGCACACAGAGAACGACCCGGGAAACAGUGAGGACUCCGACAUUCCCAAGGGAUACAUGGACCUCAUGCCUUUCGUCAACAAAGCCGGCUGCGAGUGCCUCAACGAGAGCGACGACUGCGGCUUCGACAACUGCCUCAUCAAAGACUCGUCUUACCUGGAGUCUGACUGCGACGAACAGCUGUUGAUAACCAUGGCCUUCAACCAGCCUGUCAAGCUGUUCUCCAUGAAGCUCCAGUGUUCAGAUUUAGCUCAGGCCCCAAAGGAGAUGAAGAUCUUCAUCAACCUUCCUCGGUCGAUGGGCUUCGACGACGCUGAGCGGAGUGAAGCCACCCAGACCCUGGAGCUGUCUGAGGAAGACUACAAAGACGACGGUCUGAUUCCUCUACGCUACGUCAAGUUUCAAAAUGUCCAGAGUGUAACGUUGUUUGUCAAGUCAAACCAGGGAGAGGAGGAGACGACAAAGAUCAACUACCUGACGUUCAUCGGCACCCCGGUUCAGGCCACUAACAUGAACGACUUCAAGAGGGUCGUCGGGAAGAAAGGUGAGAGUCACUGAGCAGCAGAACCCAGUCCAGGGAGGAUGAGGAGAAGAAGAAGAGGCCGCGGGAGGAAACCAUCCGCAGCGACCGCCAUCUUCCCUCCUGCUGCGGCGUUCAGACCUCAUUUAUAUUGUAACUCUGUUGAAAUCGCUGUAAAUAAAAUCCAACCCUUUUUCAAAGGCA
Molecule: messenger RNA, 1217 nt
Organism: Cyprinodon tularosa
Lineage: Eukaryota; Metazoa; Chordata; Actinopteri; Cyprinodontiformes; Cyprinodontidae
Gene: txnl1
Product: thioredoxin-like 1
Exons: 8
Coding region: 182-1051 (289 amino acids)
Source: RefSeq, a predicted model, not a curated record